Lycium barbarum (goji berry) is the source of this 1149-nucleotide messenger RNA. Its product is annotated as protein FAR1-RELATED SEQUENCE 5-like. Lineage: Eukaryota; Viridiplantae; Streptophyta; Magnoliopsida; Solanales; Solanaceae. Bases 1 to 1149 code for a protein of 382 amino acids. The record is from RefSeq and is a predicted model, not a curated record. Gene Ontology annotation, biological process: regulation of DNA-templated transcription. The transcript has 2 exons.
AUGUGUGAAACUACUCCGGAAGAAAUUUUACAAGGUAACUCUCACGGGCUAGUAGAUUAUGAGCCGAAACUUGGACUUGAGUUUGAUAGUGAUGAGAAUGCACUUAAUUUUUACAAUGAGUAUGCAAGAAGGGUUGGUUUUAGUGUUCGCAGAGAGUAUGUCAAUACAAAUAAGAAAUUAGGUUAUGUGACGUCACGGAAGAUUACAUGUUACAAGGAGGGUUUUCGUAGGAAUGAUAAACAAAAAGAACAAGUUAAAAAAUCCCGAAGAGAAACUCGAACAGGGUGUCAAGCUCAUAUUAUUGUUACCCGUCAGUCAAUGGGAAAGUACCGUAUUACUAAAGUUGAGUUGGAACAUAAUCAUUCUCUUGUUCCAUCGACAAUGGUUCAUAUGUUGCCAUCUCACAGAAAGAUAAACGAAGUUCAGGCUCAUGAAAUAGAUUUAGCAGAGGAUGCUGGAUUAUUUUCUAAAGCGACAUUUGAUUUUAUGAGUCUUCAAGCUGGUGGCAGAGUAAAUUUGGGUUACACCAAGUUAGAUCAGAAGAACUACCUCCGAACAAAACGACAAAAAGCUAUGAGACAAGGGGAAGCAGGAGUGCUAUUAGAAUGCUUUGAGAAGAAGAGAAUUGACGACCCAUCUUUCUUUUCUGCGGUACAGUUGGAUGUUGAUGACAUGAUCACAAAUAUAUUUUGGGCAGAUUCAAAAAUGAAAAUAGACUAUGAGACUUUUGGAGAUGUGCUCUCAUUUGAUACCACUUACCAGACGAAUAGAGAGCACCGACCCUUGGCUAGUUUCGUUGGAUUGAACAAUCAUAGGAAAAUGGUUGUUUUCGGAGGUGCUUUAAUGUAUGAUGAGACUUCAGAGUCAUUUCAGCGGUUGUUUGAGACAUUUUUCAAAGCGAUGUUCGGAAAAAAACCGAUAACAAUUUUUACAGAUCAAGAUGCUGCUAUAAGUAAGGCUAUCUCACUCGUGAUGCCUGAAGUUCAUCACAGGUUGUGCGUCUGGCACAUGGAGCAAAAUGCAACUAAACAUCUCAAUCAAAUUUAUAAAAGGUACGCUUCCUUUCGUGGUGAUUUUAGACGAUGCAUUUACGUGUAUGUGGAUGAGGACGAAUUUAUAAAUGCUUGGAAUAGCAUGCUUGAUGAAUAG